This is a messenger RNA of Malus domestica (apple), 1059 nucleotides long. Its product is annotated as vesicle-associated membrane protein 714. Lineage: Eukaryota; Viridiplantae; Streptophyta; Magnoliopsida; Rosales; Rosaceae. Gene Ontology annotation, biological process: vesicle-mediated transport. The record is from RefSeq and is a predicted model, not a curated record. Gene Ontology annotation, cellular component: membrane.
AAGGUACAAAAUAAUUAGUAAAUCAGAAUUCAAACAGCUCCAUGAGACUUCGAUCGCGAUCGAAGUAGAGAGCUUGCAGAGCCCCAAACCCUAACUCUCGACGAUCGGAACCAUCGAUGGCGAUACUCUACGCCGUGGUGGCUCGAGGCACGGUGGUGUUGGCUGAGUUCAGCGCGGUUACAGGGAACACAGGGGCCGUGGCUCGGCGGAUCUGCGAAAAGCUUCCGUCGGAGGCCGAUGCUAGGGUUUGCUUCUCUCAAGAUCGAUACAUCUUCCACAUACUCAGAGCCGAUGGCCUCACUUUCCUCUGUAUGGCCAACGACACCUUCGGCAGGAGAAUACCCUUUUCGUACUUGGAGGAUAUUCAUAUGAGGUUCAUGAAAAAUUAUGGCAGAGUUGCCCCUUAUGCUCCGGCUUAUGCGAUGAACGACGAAUUUUCGAGGGUGUUGCAUCAACAAAUGGAGUUUUUCUCCAGUAAUCCUAGCGCCGAUACUCUCAACCGUGUGAGAGGCGAAGUUGGUGAGAUACGAACUGUAAUGGUGGACAACAUAGAAAAGAUAUUGGAUAGGGGUGACCGUAUCGAUCUUCUUGUUGACAAAACUGCAACUAUGCAAGAUGGUGCAUUUCACUUCAAGAAGCAGUCUAAACGCCUUCGUCGAGCUCUGUGGAUGAAAAAUGCCAAGCUCUUGGCCCUGUUGACAUGCUUGAUUGUCGUGCUUCUGUACAUCAUAAUAGCUGCUUGUUGUGGAGGCAUCACACUACCUUCAUGCAGAUCUUGACUAAUUCGAUUCUUGCUCAAAUUUCUGCUGAGGUAUGGAACAAUUACUUUGAGAUUAUUCAAGUCAAUGUAUACGGAAAGGGAUUCCAGUGCUUGAUGGUUCAAAUUUUUUGUGUGUAUAUGGAAGUGAAAUAUAUUAUACCUUGCAUUGUACCAGUGAAUUGCUGAGAUUUUUUCGGGAAGUCUGUCAAGUUCUUGCAGUGCUUCAUAUCAUCUUUGUAUUUUUUUGAAACACUAUGGUUAGUAAAUUAUCAUUGAUUGUGAAAACUUAACUACUACUA